Messenger RNA from Trichomonas vaginalis G3, 876 nucleotides. Its product is annotated as protein serine/threonine kinase protein. NCBI's taxonomy places the organism in Eukaryota, Parabasalia, Trichomonadida, Trichomonadidae. The transcript has a single exon. The record is from RefSeq and is a predicted model, not a curated record. Gene Ontology annotation, molecular function: protein kinase activity; ATP binding. The coding region runs from base 1 to 876 and encodes 291 amino acids. Gene Ontology annotation, biological process: protein phosphorylation.
AUGAAUAAAGCUACACCCAAUAUCCAAGAAAUCCUAUCUAAUCAUGGCUACCGGAUUGUUCAAUGCUUAGAAAACAAAUACUUUCCAUCAGUUUUACUUGUAUAUAGUUCUUCUUUUAACGAAAAUUACGUUUGCAAGGUCGUGACGAAGCGUAUAAAAUACGAGAAAGAGAUUCAUGCUCUCACAGUUUUGGACCACCCUAAUAUUAUUCGACUUUAUUCGCAUUUUGAAGACAGUGAUACAUUUUUCCUUAUUUUGGAAUACUGUCAAGGUGGUAGUUUAGAGGAUUUAAUCAAGCAUCAUGCAAGACCAAAGCAAGAUAAGAUUAUUAAUUAUACAAAACAAAUUGUGGCGGCUCUAAAAUAUAUACAUUCAAAAAACAUUGUUCAUCAUGACCUCAAACCCUCAAAUAUUUUAUUUGAUAAGUAUGGACGUAUUAAAAUUGCCGACUUUGGACUUUCCUGCGCCUACAAGCAAAAUUCAUCAAAUUAUUACGUUGGAAGUUAUGGUUAUUUAUCUCCAGAACAAAGAGCUAACCAUGUCUUUGAUCCAUUUGUUGCUGAUAUAUGGUCACUUGGUGUAACAAUUUACUUUAUGACCUGUGGAUUUAACCCAUUUUUACAACAAAAGAACGGACUCAAGAUAUUUAUUCCGAUGUAUGUAGAGAAGACUCUUGUAAAUAUAAUAACAGGCACAUUAGAAGAAGAUCCUUCAAAACGGAUUUCAUUAAAUGAUAUCCAAGCAUAUCUUUUAUCGAAUCCUAAGCUGACAAUUCCUUCAACUUCAUGGUAUGGUAUUCCUGCUAUGAAAAGUAUCGAAAUGUCACCGAAAGUUAGCCAAAUUAGACCUGGAAAGAGUACUAUCAUUAGAGUCUAA